GGCACCUGCCCAGAGCAUGCAGCCAGGUCCAAGGCAGUUCCCAAUGACCACAAUGGUGGAACACACUUUCUUGGAAUAAAUAGCACCUGGGAAUUCCCUGUGUUCCCUAACAAAGAGAUGAAGAGCAAAGUGAGUUUCAAUGGCCCAAUAGGAUCUGCGUUCACAAAAGUCCUUGACAGCUCAGAGCCAUAACUAGUCCAGGCUGGUUCCCACAUCUUUGAUGGAGGCUCAGGUCACUGGAUGAGGAAUGAACUACACGAAGUCCUAUAUGGGUAUUGUCUUCAUCAAUGUGAUUUUUCAAUGUUUGUAUUUUUUAGCCCAGUGAGGUGACUCACACAUGUAAGCAUAGCACUUGGGAGGUGGGGCCAGAAGAUUCAGUUCAAGGUUACAAGUUCUGGACCCCAACCUAGGAGAUUGUGAUGCCUGCAUGCAGGGUUGCUCCAUUGCUCACCAACAUGGAAGAGGCAGUUGGGUCCCCCAAGGAUAAGCAACCUACAUGCUUUUCUGAUUUUGUAUUCAUUGGCAAAGACAGCAAUAUUUUAACUGUAGAAGUUAUCAAUAAGAUUGAGAAGGCUGUGAAAGGAAAAGAUUGGGUAGAAUUGGUCUCUAUAGUCAAGGAUAUCAAAAAGAAAAUAUCAAUAACCACAGUGAAAAUUGCUGUGACUGGAGACUCCGGCAAUGGCCUGUCAUCCUUCAUCAAUACUCUUAGGCUUAUUGGACAUGAGGAGGAGGAUUCAGCUCCCAUUGGGGUGGUGAGGACCACCCAGGAACCAGCCCCUUACUUCUCUUCUGAGUUUCCCAAUGUGGAGUUGUGGGAUCUGCCUGGCACAGGGGUCACAUCCCAGAGCAUGGAGAACUACCUGCAUGAGAUGGGGUUCGACAAUUACGACCUUAUCAUCAUCAUCGCUUCUGAGCAGUUCAGUUCGAAUCAUGUGAAGCUGGCCAAAGCCAUGCAGAGGAUGAGAAGGAGGUUCUAUGUCGUCUGGACAAAGCUGGACAGGGACCUCAGCUCAAGUCCCCUCUCAGAACCCCAGCUACUGCAGAGCAUCCAAAAGAAUAUCUGGGAGAGCCUCCAGAAGGAGGGGGUGAAGGAACCCCCCAUAUUCCUGGUAUCCAGCAUGGAGCCUUUAGCAUAUGGCUUCCCGGAGCUUAGGAAGAUGCUGCAAGACGACAUCUCCAACAGCAGGAAUGAUAGCCUCUUAGAAACCUUUUUCCUUAUAUGUGAGAAGACUAUUAAUGACAAAGUAGAAUCCAUUAAGAUGUGCAUAGAGGCAGAUAAUCUACGAAAUGAUUUUGAAAUCUCGGAUCCAGAUAAUCUGGGAGAGUGUCAGAAAGUCUUCCAAGAAAAGUUUGGUGUGGAUGACAAAUCCCUCCACCAGUUGGCUCUGAUUAUGGGACAGCCAUAAGCUUAUUACAUAGAUGCCAAGCAGUCCCAGGUUAUACGGAUGUAUCCACAUGGUGACUCGACACUGUCUUGGCUGUAUCAUUCUGGAGCCCAAGUUUUCUUUAAAAACUUUGACUCUGUCUAUUGCUGUUUUAACCAUAAUCAUCAUAGACACAAGCAACAGAAAUGUGUACUUGAGGACGUUGCUGAGGAAACCAAGAAAAUUCUUAGGAAAAUUGUGAAAGAUACUAUUAUUCUUCCUUAGGAAGGCUAGACAACUGAGUUCCUCUCCCCAGCUCUAUACUCUACAUCUAUCCCAAGUUGAGCUUACCUGUCCUAUGGGUUCCAAGUUCCAUGAGGUCAAUAGGUCUUCUUUCUUGAUGGGUGUUCCCCUCAGGAAACACCAUAAUGGAUUUUGCUUUAUACCAUUUGUUUGACUUUAUUAGUUGAACUAUUUGGGAUUCCAAUAGAGGAAACAUUUCCUUUUUCUAAUUGCACAGAAUUUCACGUUUGCCACAUAGUCACCUUAGCACCUAUGAUUGAUAUUGUUUUUCUUAGAGGGCUCUUGGUUUUCCUUUAUCUCUUUCCCCUCUCUUCUUCCUUUUCUUGGGAGAUAGAGCAUCCCUUCUGGAAUGAGGAAGAGCUUGUUUUUGCCCAUAGGCUGAAGCAUGGCUAGUAGAAUCCUGUUCUCUGACCUCUCCUCCAUGUGUAAAGAGAGGGGGAUUAGUCCCACUGGUAAUGGGAUUCACAAAGUGCUGCAUGAAAGAAUUUUAAGUCCCUGGCACUACCCCCAAUGGCAUCAUGUCUAGUCAUGGCCCCUCACACUCUGUGUACCCACAGUUUCUCAUAUUGGAUCUGAACUUCUUCAGCCACCCCUAACUCUACAGGCCAAACCCCUGUCCAGACACACGGGCCCUUCUCCCUCCCACAGGGAGCUUUCCAUUUCACUCAGUUUGUGUGUUUUUGUGUUUACCUAGGACAGACGCUGCUCCAUGUUCUGCCACAUCCCUUUCUCUCAGUCCCACUCUCAAUAGAUGUCAGAGUGUUGUCACCCCAAUCUUGUAACUGUCU
This is a messenger RNA of Cricetulus griseus (Chinese hamster), 2455 nucleotides long. The record is from RefSeq and is a predicted model, not a curated record. Lineage: Eukaryota; Metazoa; Chordata; Mammalia; Rodentia; Cricetidae.